This is a messenger RNA of Gadus morhua (Atlantic cod), 2066 nucleotides long. RefSeq names its product ras homolog family member F (gene rhof). Bases 903 to 1535 code for a protein of 210 amino acids. Gene Ontology annotation, biological process: small GTPase-mediated signal transduction. Gene Ontology annotation, molecular function: GTPase activity; GTP binding. Lineage: Eukaryota; Metazoa; Chordata; Actinopteri; Gadiformes; Gadidae. The record is from RefSeq and is a predicted model, not a curated record. The transcript has 5 exons.
AAGUAUCAAGAAAAUCAAAACCCAUCAAUUUACUUCUGAUGUUACAGCUGUUCAAAUGAAAUGCAUGGUUGUAAAUGUUAUAGCCUUCUAGGAAUAUAACUGUCGCAGAUGUUCCAGCCAAACCUGAAGAAGGCUUAGAAUUAUGCCUCCAAGUUAUUUAAUUAUUAGUUUAACAUUCACUCGAUAAAACCAAGGAACACAAGGAUGGUUUCAGUAUCUAAUUGUCACCUUAAAUAAUAAGAUAAUAGUUAAACAUACCAUUUGGGUUGCUGAUUUAUAUUAGGACAAUAUUUCAUAAAUUAUUCUGCAGUAUGUUUAUGUAUAAACAAGGAUAUGUUUAAAUCAAAAUGUAUAUGAUGUAUAUAAUGUAUAUGGCAAGUAAUACCAGUUAAUGUAUAAACCGAUGGAUCUGUCACUCACUACAUUAAACUGUAUUUGGGGUUAUCAGUUCAGACCACUAGACACCUAAACCAGAUGAGCUAGAUUUUACUUUCUAGAAUGAAAUGUCUGAGAGAUGAUAGUGAAAAAAUAACAAAUUACAUUGAUUUGUAGCCACACACACAGACACACAGGAGUAAACAGGGAGCUCUGGACGGAGAUAUACGCUCAGCUGCUCACGCCUUGCUACAAAAAUGACAUUUAGUGAAGGGCAGAUAAGGGAACAAGAGAUGAGUGUGUGUGUGUUUUGUGUAUCUGAAAGCAAUUGGCAACAGUUCAUGCAGGAAGAGGAAGCGGUUAACACAAUGAGAUACCAGGUAUAAAAAAAAAAAACUGACUGUCAUGGCUUUCUGAAAGUCAACAGUUUCAUAUUUUCGGAGCGAACCAUCGGUCUUCACCAUGAGGAGGCAAGCAGAGUGGUGGACUUAGUGAUACAGACGUUAUUGAGAUCGCUUUGAGGAGAAAUGGCGCAAAAUGGUGCAGUGGCGAGCAAUGAGACCGUGAAGAUCCACGAAGAGCUGAAGAUUGUCAUUGUUGGAGAUGGGGGCUGUGGGAAAACCUCUCUUCUCAUGGUGUAUGCCAAAGGUGACUUUCCAGAGAAAUAUGCCCCCUCGGUGUUUGAAAAAUAUGUCACAACUAUAACUCAUGGUGGGAAAAACAUAAGGCUCAACCUUUAUGACACGGCUGGACAGGAUGACUAUGAUCGCUUGAGACCCCUGUCCUACCAAGAAGCCCACCUGAUCAUGGUCUGCUACGAUGUCACUAACCCCACAAGCUUUGAAAAUGUCUUGAUCAAGUGGCACCCAGAGUUGAAGCACUUCUGUAAGGACAUUCCAGUGAUCCUGAUUGGCUGUAAGACGGAUCUGCGUAAGGAUAAGGAGCGCAUCCGGAAGCUUAAAGCGGUGGAUCAGACUCCUAUUACGUACACACAGGGCGAGGACGUUCGGCAGCAGAUGAACGCUGAACUGUAUCUCGAAUGUUCCGCCAAACACCAGGAAAACGUUGAGCAGGUGUUCCAGGAAACUACGAAAACGGCGCUGGAGGCCUGUCGUAAAGCGCGGAAGAGGAAAAGGAAGAGGCUAUGUGUCGCAAUGUGAAUUGUGAAGACAAGCCCUAUGGGAAGUGUAUGAGAAGAAAGUCAGGUUGGAGGCUUAUUAUGUCCAUGGUUGGAGGACUACCAGUAUUGAACAUGGCCGAUAAUAAGGCUGAAUGUGGUUUGGCUCCUUGGAGGUAUGCCAGGCAUGUUUACAAAGAAGUUAAAAUAGAAACGGUGGUUGUUAGAAAAAAAGAAAAGCGGUGAUUAUAUUGAGGUGGUUGUAUUGAGGUUAUCCAUCAAUACGGCUGACCAAUGAGGUUGAUCGAUAUCCUUAUAUACCAAUAUCUCGAUCAAUAUCUCGAUAGGAGCAGUUGGUGUAUUCCUCAAUGUAAUGUAGGUUACUUGUAAAUGUAUCAAACAUCCUCUUUAUUCUUGUACAAGAUUUUUGUACAAUUUUUUGUAAUUCAUUUUCAAACAUUGCUGAAAUUAAAAGGCUCUUUAUGUUGUAUUUUAAACAGUAUUUUGCAUUGAAACUUUUAUUAUAAAUUGUACUGAACCAGAUAAUAUGCAAUAUAAAAUGUUAAAAAGCUAA